Molecule: messenger RNA, 6165 nt
Organism: Peromyscus californicus insignis
Lineage: Eukaryota; Metazoa; Chordata; Mammalia; Rodentia; Cricetidae
Gene: Traf3ip2
Product: TRAF3 interacting protein 2
Exons: 9
Coding region: 216-1904 (562 amino acids)
Biological process (GO): humoral immune response; positive regulation of canonical NF-kappaB signal transduction
Source: RefSeq, a predicted model, not a curated record
UUGAUUCACUGCCCACGGGGAGCCUGCGGAGCCGAAGCUUCCUCUCCGUGGAGAUUUGCAUACAACAUCCACUUCCUGCUUCGCAGCCUGCUCCACCGCUUACCUGGACCUGGAGAGGGCGAGGGAGGUCUGAGCGGCCCAAGGUGGAGCCCGGAGCAGAGCCAGCGACCACCCCCCGGGCCUGCCUGUCUGCAGCGGCGAUCGGAGAAACUAGAAUGAACCGAAGCAUUCCUGUGGAGGUUGACGAAUCAGAACCGUUCCCAAGUCAAUUACUGAAACCAAUUCCAGAAUAUUCCCUGGAAGAGGAAUUGGAACCACCUGCUCCAAAUACAAGGAACAUGGCACCCAGCAGCUUGUCUGCACUCCAAGCCCCUCACCCUGCUUCAGGGGACCUUUGUCAGGCUCACCCUCCCCUGAAACUUGCAAAUCACCAGCCUGUGUCACAACAGGUCACCUGCCUGCGCACUAAAGUCCUGGAGGAGAGUGAAGCCAGUUUCUUGAGAAGGCACCCCGAUUCUGGCAAAGGGCUUUGCUCCUGCUCGUCCGAAGCCAGCGAGCCUGAGUCUGAGUCUGUGCUGGGAGCCCUCCCUCCAGGGUACCGGUUUUCACUUAUGGAAAAACGCCAUAGACGGCUGGGAUCUCAGCUUUCAGCAGCUUCUCCCGACACUGGCCACGACUCAGACAAAUCGGACCCAAGUUUACCUAAUGCUCUGGCAGACUCCUCCAGUGGUGGCCAAGAGACGAUACCUCGGCCCCGGCCCCCCAGGAACAGAGCAGCCGCAGAUGUGCCCACAAUAGACACCGGAUAUGAUUCCCAGCCCCAAGACGUCCUGGGCAUCAGGCAGCUGGAGAGGCCGCUGCCCCUCACCUCCACAUGUUACCUGCAGGACCUUCCUGGGCCUCUGAGGUCCAGGGAGUUCCCUCAGUUUGAACUUCAGAGGCAUCCAGCACAUGCGCAGAGGCUGCCUCUCAAUCCUUCCCCACAGGCUCCAUGGAACUAUCAAUAUCAGUGCCCUGGAGGGCCCUAUCACCAGGCGCCAUAUGCUCAUGGCUACCCUCCAACAGCCUACCAGCAAGUCAUCCAGCCUGCUCUGCCUGGGCAGGUCCUUCCUGGGGCAAGGGUGAGAGGCCUGUAUCCUGUGCAGAAGGUGUUCCUGAAUUACCCCAACCCCCAGGACCAAGGAGAGAGACCUGUACAGAGAGACUUCUCUUUCCCAAGGCUCCCAAGGGACCAGCUCUAUCACCCACCAUCUAAUGGAGCUGGAGCUCCUGAGGCGUCCUUGGAACAUCCUGCAGAGCUGAGACCACAGGGUCCCCAGGCUCCCUCCCCAGCUGCUGUGCCUAGACCCCCUAGCAAUCCCCUAGCCCGAGGAACUCUAAAAACUAGCAAUUUGCCAGAGGAAUUACGGAAAGUCUUUAUCACUUAUUCUAUGGACACAGCCAUGGAGGUGGUAAAAUUUGUGAACUUUUUGUUGGUGAAUGGCUUCCAAACCGCAAUUGACAUAUUUGAGGAUAGAAUCCGGGGUAUUGAUAUCAUCAAAUGGAUGGAGCGCUACCUCCGAGAUAAGACAGUGAUGAUAAUUGUAGCAAUCAGUCCCAAAUACAAACAGGAUGUGGAAGGCGCUGAGUCGCAGCUGGACGACGAUGAGCAUGGCUUACAUACUAAGUACAUCCAUCGAAUGAUGCAGAUCGAGUUCAUAAAUCAAGGAAGCAUGAAUUUCAGAUUCAUCCCUGUGCUCUUCCCAAAUGCCAAGAAGGAGCACGUGCCCACCUGGCUUCAGAACACUCAUGUUUACAGCUGGCCCAAGAAUAAGAAAAACAUCCUGCUGCGGCUGCUGCGAGAGGAAGAGUAUGUGGCUCCUCCCCGAGGUCCUCUGCCCACCCUUCAGGUGGUGCCCUUGUGACACCAGCCAUCUCCAGCUCAGUGCAGUCCUGUUCUCACAGCAUUCUUCUAGCCGAGACUGGUUGGUGGCACCCGGGCCUGUUUCUGUGUCUUCUAGGGGGAUUCAGGCCCCAGAACACCUCUUCUGCAGAGUUCUCUGCCUCCUAAUACUUGGCUGCUCUGUAUUUCUUGCCUUUUACAAAACACACAAGGUGCCCGUGUCCUCCUGAGUCUGAGUUGCCCACCUUGGGCUUCCAGUACUUUCAGCGAGUGGAUACUACAGCUGAUGGCAGCACACACCUGUAACCACCAGAACGCUCAUCACUUCAGCUGCGUUUUAGGCCAAUCUGACUCACAUCCAAAUAAUAAAACGAUUGCUCUUUGUAAGAAUGUGUUUCAUUUAUCUGAAUGGAGACAGUCCUAUUAAUUUAUAUUGAAAUGGACAGGUGUGGGACAUCAACAAAACUGCUUAGAUAUAGUAUAGAUAAAGGUGACAGAGUUCUCUGUAUUAAAGGAUUAGAAUCAGAACGUUAAAUACCCAUUUUAUGUAACUAUAAAAGGUUUACUCUUACAGUUGAGGUUUUUAACAGAACAACGCUGAUUGUCAACAGUGUAAUGGGGCGGGGAGUGUGGCUCAGUGGUUGGACAUUGGCAACUCCCAGGACUGCAAGAAGAGGAAAAGGGCUGAGUGUUGGUGGCACACCUUUAACCCAGAACUUGGGAGGCACAGGCAGGGGGAGCUCUGUGAUCCAGGACAGCUAGGGCUACACAGAGAAAGCCUGUCUUGGGGGGAAAAAAAGAGAGAGAGAAAAAGUCUGACCAUUUAUGUAAAAAAAUACCUGAGUCUAUGCAUGAAGUAACAGGGGUGUGUCACACAGGCCAGAGUUGUGGUCUAGUUUUCUAGUCUCGGUCCUACUCCUAAGCACCUGCGACUAAAGCAAGUCUUUCCACUUUUCUGAGACCUUGGGUACAUCAUAUGGACCAAGUGAUUUCUAAUGAACCUAGAAGGUCUGAAAUCUGGGACCUAAAUGCUCAAUUUUCUUUUGAGAAGUAAUUGUUUAUUUCUUACAGUCACAUCUCCCAGGGGAUACAUUUAAUUUUACUUUUUAUUUAUGUUUUGUUUUUUGGAGAAAGGAUCUCACUAUAUAGUUCUGGCUGGCCCAGAACUCAAUAUAUAGAGUAGGACAGUCUCGAUCUUACAUCGAUCCUCCUGCCUUGGCCCUCUAAGUGCUAGGAUUACAGGUGUACACCAGCAUGCUUAGUGUCUUCAUUCCUAUUCCACUGCUGUGAGAUGUCAUGACCAAGGCUGUGAUUAAAAGAAAGCAUUUAACUGGGGGUUUGCUUACAGUUUCAGAGGGUGAGUCCGUGAUUAUCAUGGCAGGGAGUGUGGCGGCAGGCAGGCAGGCAUGGUGCUGGUGUAGUAGCUAGGAUCUUACGUCUUAUCGGCAAGAUGGAGGCAGAGAGGGAGGGAGACUGGGCCCUGGAAUUGGCUUUUGAAACCUCAAAGCCUACCUGCAGUGACACACCUUCUUCAACAAGGCCACACCUCCUAAUCCUUCCUAAACAGUUCCUAAACAGCUCACCAACUGAGAACCAGACAUUCCAAUCUAUGAAUUUGGAGCUGUUCUCACUGAAACCACCACACUGGACCAGAUUUUCUUUUUUAAAUGAAAAUUUAACCAGUUUUUUAAAAAACAGGAAAAAAUUUGAUUCAUAAUAACAAAAACCACACCUUAAUGGUUUUUGCUGAUUAUUUAGAAAAGAGUCUUACUGUGUAGUUCAGGCUGCCCUAUAACUGCUUAGGCCUGACUGGCUUGUAAUGUGUAAUCCUGCUGCCUCUACUUCCUGAGUGUUGGCAAUUAUAAGCAUGCAUCAAUGUGUCUGAUGGAACUUGCUCCUCCCAGACCCCAGUACUGAAGACUGAAUCUGGCGCCCUGGGCAUGCUCUAACAUGAGCCACCUCCCUAGGUCUCUGGUACACUCUCUUCUUCUAAAAAUGUCUUCAACAAUACACUCAACUCAAUAAUUUGGACUUAUUUAGUCUCCAAAGAAAUGACACAGCCAUUUAUAAAGCGUGUGUGUGUGUGUGUGUGUGUGUGUGUGUGUGUGUGUGAUAGCUAAAUGAACUGUUGAACCCUUGUUCAACAAAAAAAGAUCAAUAAAAAAGAUGCUUGGGUGGUGAGAACUAUUACUUCCUUUUUUUGCCUCAUCUGGUAAACAAGUUUCAACUUUGCUAUGAGAUAGUUAUGCCUCAAAUGUCAUUAUAGAGAAAGACAAAUACUCUUUAGCUACAAAAAAGAAAAAUUGCUAAUGAAUUGUAAAGAAUACAGUUUAACUACUUUAUGUCCAACAUGUCCACUGAGUAAAUACUUUAAAAAAGAAAAAAACGUGCAUAAUUUAAUUGCUCAUUUGUAUGACUUUAUGGCAAUAAUAAUGACUUCGAUGGCAUUUUAGAUCUGGUAGAGUUUUCUUGUUUGGCCAACUCUGAAUUCCUGGAAAACAUUCCAAACACCAACUUUUCAUUCUUGUUUUGGUUUGAGGUGAGACCAUUACUGAGGAUUCAACAUCUGUAGAAAUAGCUCAGCAAUUAGUUCUUUGAAAUGUUUCCAGCUUGCAAAGAUUUAGUAAUGUAAUGUUAUUAACCUCCCCCCACUUGAGAGACUUCCAGAGCAUUCAGCCAAUAGUUCCUUCUAUUCUUCCUGUCCCAGGUGGUUAAAGGUCCCCGGUGUGCCACCAUCAGUCCUUAAAAUGUUACAAUUGGUAGCAAAACAAGCAAAAUGUAAGCCAGCCAAACAACCAACCGAACACCCAAAAGUGUGUGUGUGUGUGUGUGUGUGUGUGUGUGUGUGUGUGUGCAUGUGUGUGCAUGUGCGUGCGCGCUCGCUCUUCUACUGGAUUCAUCCAGAGAUGACAACUUGGCUCUGAAGUGUCUAUGAAAUAUGAUGACCACCACCAGCAAAGGCAUUUUUAACAAUUAUUUUAGAACACUGAUACUCAGAUUAACACCUGGUUUAUUUAAAUAGGAUCCUGGUCCUUGUGUAUCUAUUUGUGGAUGUUUUGAGGGUUUAGAAAUAGGAUCGGGCUGACUUGGUAAAAAAUAACUUUGUAGCCUCGUGACUUUAGUCAUACAUAAACCAAUUUGGGGAUGUACUAAGUAUAGAUUUAGACUAUUUUCUGAUAUUUAGUGCCUAAUUUUAAUUUAAGUGACUGGCUUUCAAAAUACUUGCCUGUCUAGUGUAACUUCUAUAUAGUUCAAAGAUGUCUCCCCACAGGGCUACAAUCAAAGUAUUGGCCUGACUUUUCCUCAGCUCAGUGCUCAGAAGAAUCACUGCUGGAGACACUCUUCCCUCUUUCCCAUUAAACAAGCCACCCCCGGAAAGACUUGAGUUGUCUUAGUCAUCUCAACAGGAGAUGAAAGUGCUCCAUUCUGAACUUUCCAUCCUUAUUUUAGGAUGUUUUGCCGAGAGCACUUUUCCUAAUCCAGCCUCUUCAUCAGCUACCAUACCCACUUUGCCAAAAUCCACUCUGUCACCAUCACCUUUGCCAAAUGGAUUGCAAAGUUCUAUGAUCACUGAAAUGAGCCAGAACGAGUCUUUCAAACCACAGGAUCUUUCUCUUUGGUGUGCUGAGAAGACUCUGUGAGACCCUCUCCUAGCAGCAGAUGAAAUCAGAAAGCAGAUUACACUGUGGGAAAACAUCACAAGAAGCCACACCUCUGACCACAGAGACUCUUGUGCUAUUUUUCAGCACCGAUAGCUCUAGAUGAGAUAACCCAACAACAAACAAAAGGCAAGAAAGAAUAAAAGCAGCAAAAUAGUGACAUUUUAAGUCAUUUAUUUCUGUCAUGGAAUUUUUAGUCUGAAAGGGACCCUGUGGCUUUGUUUUCUGUAGGAAGGAAGCAGGACCCAAAGAAACUGAUUUGUCAAGUUCACUCCAGGGCUACAACCCCAGUGAUAUCGCUUCAAGGCUGUGAGCCUAUGGAACUUUCUGGAUUUUACUGGGAGACUUAUGACCCAGUUCCACCCUGAAGUAAACAUGGCCUCCUGAACAUGGGAGGCCUGAGGGAACAUUACCUCCAUCCUCUGGGGGCUGGGAGAGUAAAGAUCAUGCCAGAACUUGUGCUGGGAGAGCCUCUUUGGGGAAUUAAUUAUUGCUGUGAUGAUAUGGAAUCACUCUUCUGGAAGUGGUUUGGCAUAUUUAUUUUGUAGUGGUUUUUUGUGAGCCCUAAGCCAACUUAAAAAUCCUCAAUACCUUCCUGAAGCUUAAAGACAAACAUCUGCAGUU